AAAAAAACAACUACACUGCUAUAAUCCAAGCAAAUAACCAGAAAUGAAAGCUUUUUUAUCUUCGGUUGCUUCUUAUUCCUUGUGGAGUUUAAUGACAUUGGCCUCUCUCUAUUUCGGCAUUCAUUGUCUGAUGAUGUACAGUGAUAGCUAUCAUAGAGCCAGCACAACAGAGAGUUUGGGAGAGGGAUUUUAUGAUAAGUGGUUUAAGGCCUAUCAUGAGAGUGGAUUGGUCAAGUAUGCAUUGUUUUUGGGACAUGUGGUUUGUGGAGGAGUGGUCUUUGUUUUGUCUCCUUUCCAAUUGUUGGGUGUGAUGAGAAAGAUGGUUGGUGGAAAAGUUCACAAAUUGUUAGGUCAGAUUACAUUUGUGAGUGCUGUUGUUUCGGUCAUCUCUUCAAUCUUGCUGGUUUUGACCUCCAAGAUGGGUAUUUUGUGUCAAUUGGCAACAUUUGUGUUUGCACCUUAUACCUUGGUGUGUAUUUACAAAUCAUUCGAAAGUGCUAGAAGAAAGGACUUUGCAGCUCAUAGAGAAUGGGCUUGUAGAAUGUGGGCUCUUUGUUUUGGAGUCUUCUACAUGAGAAUUUUGGUCACCAUUGCAAAGAAUGUCCUCUGUGCUCCAGAUGCUUGGUUAGUUACUGCCACAGCUCACAAACUCUUUGCUUUCGAAUUCAUUGCUGGUUGGGUGACUUCAUGUUUAUUUGUUGAAUGGUAUUUAAGAUUGACCCGUGCACCAACACCUUCCAAAUCACUUUAAGUUAACAUGCUCAAAUUUUCAAUCAAUUUUGUCUUAAAAAUAGUUUUUCUUAAUGUAAAUUUCAUGUUGAUAUUAUUUCAAUUCAAAUAAAUAUGAAAAAAAGAAU
This is a messenger RNA of Naegleria gruberi, 857 nucleotides long. RefSeq lists its product as uncharacterized. Lineage: Eukaryota; Heterolobosea; Eutetramitea; Acrasida; Naegleriidae. The transcript has a single exon. The coding region runs from base 44 to 751 and encodes 235 amino acids. The record is from RefSeq and is a predicted model, not a curated record.